GUUUAGACCGCUAUCUCCAACUUUGGUGACCUACAUGACUUAUUUGGAAUUUUAUUCUCACACUGUGAACUCCGAUACCACUCGUCUGUAUACUGGUAAUAUUGAUAGACACGGACGCCUCAACAGACAGUAUCCUCAAGACUGACACUGUGAGCACGAAUUUUUGCAUUUUAUGACCUCAGGGAGAAUGCUAUAAGGUCUUGGGACAUAUCUGUCCCAUUGAUCGUUGAUUUUGGUGGAGAUUAGAGUUGGAUGGCUAUCUUGCCUUGUGGAUGACUCUUAGGCAGUAACUGACUGAAAUCGUUCUAGAUGGCCCGCAGCAGACAACUCGCACCCGGCGUUGGGCGCUUCUCGCGCUCACAGGCUGCUUCACGCCGUGGUCUUUACAAGGGUCUCAAAAAAUCCGACAAACCCGCACCCACAGAAACUCCCGCCUUCAAGGAAGUGACAGUGGGCGGCGACAAAAACAGCGGCACGCGUCUCGUACCCACCUCCAAAGCACCCCGAUUCUAUCCUGCAGAAGAUGUGCGUCAACCAAAGAAGAGCCGAAAGUCGCCAAAGCCCGCCAAACUUCGCUCCACAAUCGUCCCUGGUACCGUCUUGAUCUUACUCGCUGGUCGUUUCAGAGGGAAGAGGGUGGUUUUCUUGAAGCAGCUUGAGAGCGGGUUGUUGUUAGUGACUGGACCUUACAAGAUCAACGGCGUUCCCCUCAGACGGGUGAACCAAGCAUAUGUUAUCGCCACAUCCACCAAGGUUGAUCUUGGUGAAUUCAAGGUCGAUGCCAAGAUCAACGAUGCUUACUUUGCAAAGCCUGCAACCAAAUCAAGCUCUGCAGAGGCUGAGUUCUUCGAGGAGGGCAAGCCGAAGGCAAAGGAGGCCUUCCCAGAAGCCAAGUCCGCCGACCAGAAGGAGGUCGACAAGACUGUCAUUGCUGCCGUGCAGAAGCAGGAGAACCUUGCAAAAUACCUUAAAGCCACCUUCGGCCUGUCGAAGGGCCAGUUCCCUCAUCAGAUGGUGUUCUAAUUGUGGAGGACGCUAGGAUCAUGGAGCUGGGUGG
Suillus discolor is the source of this 1057-nucleotide messenger RNA. RefSeq names its product ribosomal protein L6e-domain-containing protein. The transcript has 2 exons. Gene Ontology annotation, biological process: ribosomal large subunit assembly; cytoplasmic translation. Gene Ontology annotation, cellular component: cytosolic large ribosomal subunit; ribosome. The record is from RefSeq and is a predicted model, not a curated record. Bases 310 to 1023 code for a protein of 237 amino acids. Gene Ontology annotation, molecular function: structural constituent of ribosome; RNA binding. NCBI's taxonomy places the organism in Eukaryota, Fungi, Basidiomycota, Agaricomycetes, Boletales, Suillaceae.